UUGCCCGUCUCCAACUCCCGCCCCGCCCCCCUACCUGCAGCACAGACGCACAAAGUCGAGUUUGACAAGUUUGACAAGUUUUCGCUUUGAGCUCGUGUCCUUGUUUCAUGAAACACGCAUCGAUUUAAGUGGAAAGACCAAAACCCUCCAGACGCCCAUGCUCUGCGGUUUUGUUCAGAAGCAGCGCUGGGUUUUUUUUCUUGCUAAAACCAGCGAUGCGAAACAACACCGGUGUGAAAUAGACACAUCCUGGUUGUUUGAUUUUCUUUUCUCUUACGAGAGGCCAUGGCCGUGCAGGAGAACCCGGCCGCGUGUGUCGGCUCCGGGAGAGUGAGCAUUGUCCGACAACUGAUCAUCAUGUUCGGGAUCAAUCCUGUAGCCCUGGCUUAUGCCAUGACCACCCUGGGCUCCACCAUGAUCAACAGCAUAUUCAGCUUCUACUAUGUCAAACUCUUCCUCAACAACUACAAGAUCUCAGAGGGAGCGUUCCAGCAAUCACAGGUGAUGUACAUGGUUUGGAAUGCGAUCAAUGACCCACUCUUCGGCUACCUGCAAGAUAACUCCCGGGUGGCCUGCUGCUCUCAGCGACGACUCUCCAUCCUUUACGGAGCUCCCUUCUACUCCCUGUCAUUCCUUAUAGCCUGGUUCCCGUGGCGAAACUAUGCCCCUAACGACUGGUUGAGUGGCUUACAUUUGAUGGUGGCGCUGUGUGCGUUUGAUGCCAUGUUGACUUUUGUGCUGCUGGCACAAUGUGCCUUGUUUGCAGAGAUUUCCAGCCACCAUCAGAAUCGACUAAGACUUAUAAAGUACUGCCAGGUGGCAUCUCUCAUUGGCUCCUCCAGCGUCCUUUUCUGUGGUAUGCUGUCCAAAAACAUGGAGGACUUUUCAGCAUUCCAAGCCUUCACGGUGUUCAUUGCUGUCAUAAGCUGUGGCUGCAUGCUCUAUACAGGCAUCUACGUUGAGAGCCGCUUCGAUAACAAAGGGUCUAAAACAGAAGACCCUGUGUGUGGUGACCAGACAUGCAAUCAGUCAGUGUUUGCUAUGUACCCGCUAACGACAUUGAUGUUGCAAAUCCUGGCCAAUCGGGACUUUCAGCUUUUUGUGCUCAUGAACUUCUUCCAGGUUUUCAUGUUGGCUUUCUUCAGCAAUUUCACUAUGAUAUUUGCUGAGCACUUGAUUCCUCCAGAUGUGCUUCCAUCUCUGGCCAAGAGCAUCAUGUAUGGAGCGGGAUUCAUCUGUCCACAGUUGUUAGUAUUGAGCUGUCAGAGUCUGCUGCACAACCUUGGCUACUACAGGAUCAUCCUCUUCACCUUCUACAUAGAGGCUGUAAUGGCGGCUAUCAUGCUAAUACUCGGUCCUCAGCACUACUAUUUCCUGGCCUUUUUCCUUACUGUUAACAUGGUCAUGAUUCAGGCAUCCUUCAGUCUUUUCGGCUUGCCUUUGGCUGACAUCAUCGACACAGACCUGCAGAGGCACAACCGCAGUUCCCCACUCUCCUCAAUGGUGUUUGGGACAAAUGCUCUGUUCACCAAGCCUGGUCAGUCUCUAGCCCCGAUGUUAGUGCUCAGCCUCCUCAACCAGUUUGGAUAUGAACAGCUGAAGGAAGAAGGAGGGAAUGCAGAUCCAAGCGCCCUGGCGAGCCUCCACAAUGUGAUGUUCUACUUGGUGUGUCUGGUGCCAAUGUGUAUUGCUUGUUUGCAAGUCCUGGCUUGGAGGCCUUUUUCCAUUCGCAACAGUCACACAGUAGAAACAAAGUACAUUGACAACUAAUGUUUCAGAGGUGGCUGUGAUGUACAUUUCUUUAGCUGGGAUUUGGGGGAUUUCUUUAUUAUUGAGUGAGAGCUGAUGAGAAAUGAAUGUGCAAAUUAUUAAAUAUGUGCGAGAAACCAGGGUUCAUCUGAUGCACUUUAUGGAUAGAUACUGUAAAUACACUUGUAAAUCAUCUCUGUGCAGAAAUUGGUUAUACAGCCAGCAGUAACCACAUUCAACCACAAUAAAUUCAAUGACAAAUACAAAUACAUCACAAUGAAUCAUUUAAAAGACCAAUGGCUGCAGGGACAAAUUAAAUUUAAAUCUAUUAAUUCUGCGUGUCGACAGAUAGACACAACAAAACCUCCCAAUACAGUGGGUGGCCAGGAUCAUCUUAGAUUGUUCUUUAAAUUCUUGUCCAUGUUCGGGUGAUAAAGGUCCAGUCGGGUUUUUGAUUCAGUGCAUUGCCAUUUUGCAGCACGCGCACACAGGUGAAAUCUAUCAUGUUUCAUCACUCUUAAAUCCAUGUAUAUGAUCGAGAAAAACUAAAAGCACAAUUUUUAACCAGGCUACACUCAAUCAAAUGUGAUCUGUGAGCAAAUGCCGGCAGCAUCACAUUCCAUAAAUGAGUAGAUUGCUCCACAAGUUAUGGAUUUGGUGAAUGGAACAUGUUUGUUUUCUAAUUCCGUCAAAGUUUACAGUUACCUCAGCUUCGUUUUACCUGAAGAAGUCGAAGUGAACAAAGCGUUAUGAACAUGACAUUAGAUGUUCUUUGCUGUAAGCAUGGGCAGAGGCACACAUCGUAGCUUUAACUCCAGCCUCGCUCAAAUCAGCCUGAUGACAUGUAUUUAUAUGUACAUCUGUGUUUCAGAGGUUCAGUUUAGAUGGUAAUGAAGGAGAAGAGGCGUUUAACUGAGGAUGUUUGUUUCGAUGGUUAAAAACCUCAGUGUCACCUUGGUCUUUUUAAGAAUGUCUGAAUAAUGUUAUCUGGAUGGAUCCAGAUUCUGUGGGUAUUUGCAAUGAAAAGAAAAAGAUGAGUAGAGUGUGUUUCCACAAAGCCUCAAACCAAUGACUACCUGUAAAUGUCUUAUUGGUUGACAGGUGACUUUUUUAAUGAACCACUUCAAGACCUCUGCUGUUUCAACAUAGUGUUUUCUGAUCUACAUUGAAUGUACGCUUGUCUGUAAUAUGCCUUUUGAAUUUUCUAUGUUCACUUUACAUCUUGCAUCUUUUGGUUUGGUUUCCAUAAUUUGUGAUAAAAUGUAUUUCUACAGAGCUAUAAGCUGAAUGUGAAACACGAUUUAUUAUUUUAGAUGUUUGCAAGGUGGUGAUUUAAUUUUGUGUCAAAAAGGUGAAUGAUUAAAGAAUUUUGAUAUAAAGACA
Paralichthys olivaceus (Japanese flounder) is the source of this 3132-nucleotide messenger RNA. RefSeq names its product major facilitator superfamily domain containing 13a-like (gene mfsd13al). The record is from RefSeq and is a predicted model, not a curated record. NCBI's taxonomy places the organism in Eukaryota, Metazoa, Chordata, Actinopteri, Pleuronectiformes, Paralichthyidae.